AUAAUAUACUAGCUUCCUUUGUUCAUUCAAUGGCCAAAAUAUAUCCAGAAACACUCAAGAACUCUUCUUCUUCUUCUUCGUCUUCGUCUUCGUCUUGUUAUGUGACAUCCACAAGAGAAACAUUUACUAUAUGGAUGAAAUCCCUAGUGUAUCAUGGAAAUGGUUGUACUGUUUUUAAUUCUAAAGGUGAUAUUGUUUUUAGAGUUGAUAACUACCAAGAAAGAAAUAGUAAUGAAGUUUUCCUCAUGGAUCUUAGUGGACAAGUUCUCUUCUCUAUUAAAAAAGAGAGACUAAGAUUACUUGGUAGGUGGAGUGGAUAUUUAAGUGGUGGAUUUAAAGGAAAGCCAUGGUUUCAAGUGAGAAGAAAUUGGAAGUAUUCAAAAGGAGAUGUUAUUUGUGAUGUAAAUUUAGGGUGUGAUAAAUCUAUAGGAAGUUGCUAUAAGAUUCAACAAAUCGACAAAAAAUCAUCAUUUCAAAUCUCAAAUAAUACUGGUCAACUUGUCGCAAAGGUAAAUCAAAAGCAAUCAUCAAGAGGAUUUGGGUAUGGUGAUGAUGUGCUGACUCUAGAAGUGGAACCUCAAGUUGAUUACUCAUUUAUUGUGGCUCUUGUGACAAUAUGUGGUUUGAUUAAACACAAAUUAUAAAGAGCACAAUUAGUCUAAAAUUGACUAUUGCAAGAUAUAAUCCU
Molecule: messenger RNA, 688 nt
Organism: Solanum stenotomum
Lineage: Eukaryota; Viridiplantae; Streptophyta; Magnoliopsida; Solanales; Solanaceae
Product: protein LURP-one-related 11-like
Exons: 3
Coding region: 30-644 (204 amino acids)
Source: RefSeq, a predicted model, not a curated record